Messenger RNA from Condylostylus longicornis, 2660 nucleotides. RefSeq names its product loricrin-like. The transcript is spliced from 2 exons. Bases 723 to 1361 code for a protein of 212 amino acids. NCBI's taxonomy places the organism in Eukaryota, Metazoa, Arthropoda, Insecta, Diptera, Dolichopodidae. The record is from RefSeq and is a predicted model, not a curated record.
UUGUUAAUUAAAAUCAAAUUAUACUUAGUUUAUUAUUAUGAUUAUUUUAUAAAUUUAACUAUUAUACUUAUUAAAAUUUAAAAUAGAUUUUGCAAUAAAUUAUUGUACUCAAAAUAUAAUAACUAAUUUUUUUCAUAAAAUUUCGAAAUUAAUGGGGACAAAAUAAAUAUAUUAUAUUUUAUUAAAUAAAUUAAAACGCAAUAUCUACUUAUAUAAUAUAAUAAUAUAAAAAAUAAUAAUACUACUUAGUUCAAAGAACAAAAAUAUAACAAAUAUAUAUGAAAUACACAUAUAAAUAUAACAAAGUAUUGGAAUUGAAUUAAAACAAAAAAAAUUCAACACAUUAUUAUUUAGUUAGAAUAUAAAAACAACAAAAACACUCAUUUUAAUUAAAUAUACAUAUAUAUAUAUAUAUAUAUAAUUAUUAUCAAAAAAAAUUAUAACAAUAUUAUAGCAAUUAAUAAUAAUAAUAACAACAACAACAACAAUAAUAAUAAUUAAUUAAAAUAAAUAACAAAAAAAAAAAUAGCAUACAUCAUAAUUUCAUAGAAGGAUAUUAAAAAUUAAAAAUUUAUUCAAGACAAUCAUCACCACCACCAUCGCAUAGGCUACAAUGUUCUGGUAGCCAAGAGAGUUUUGCCGUAGAACAUUACUGCGGCAUAAACCAACAGAUAAGUAGCUCAAGUGUUCAAUGGACACAAAUACCAAAUUGUGGUGGACCAAUGUGUCAUCAUGGUCCUGGGCCUGGACCACCAAUACCACCAGCACCAGGACCACCACAAUCAACAAUACCAAAUACAUCACAAUUAAGUGGUAUUGGGAGUGGUUCUACAGGUGGUCAUUUAUUAGGUUCCCACAAUAUUGGCAUUGGUGGUGUUGGUCAUGGUCAUAAUUGUAAUAAUACAUCAAAUAAUCCUGGUAAUAUACAUCCAGUUAAUAGUGGAAUAGGAGUUGGAAAUGUAAGUGGAAAUAUAGGAGGUGUAGGUGGAGGAGGAGGAGUAGUAGGAGGUGGUGGAGGAGGAGUUGGAUUAGGAGUUAGUGGCGGAGGUGGUUUAAAUUCAAUAUUAAAUAAUAGUAGUGGUGGUGGUAAUAGUGGUAAUAAUCUUGGUGUAAAUAUAAUUGGCGCUAAUAAUAUUGGAAGUGGUAAUAGUGGUAAUCAAAUACCGCCACCACCACCACCAUUAUGUAAUCCAUGUAGUUCAAAUAAUUUUAAUACAGUACCAUUACCAGGACCAUCAUCAUCAAGAUGGGGUCCAAGAACAUCAUGCCCAGUACAUAGUCCUUUUAGAGUACGUGUACCAAAUGGUUCAAUAUGCUCUGGACAUCAGGUAUGUAAACAUUCAGUAAGCAAUGAACUUUAAAUUUAAACAAGUUUCUAGUAAGUAUUAUAAUUUUUGUCAAUACUACUCUUGCAUUCUAUUUUAGGAACUAUGUGUGUACUUAUUUCCUAAACAACUAAUAAUUAUUAUGAUUUUAUUUUGUGUACCUCCGUUUUGGCUCUUGAAUAAUGCUCUGUGCAUUGCAGUCUUAAAAUAAACUGCAUAAUUAUGAUUGAAACAACGAAGGUUAAUUUUUAGGACUAUCUUAGAACAUAGCAUUUAACAGAAUAAUUAAUAUAGUAAUUACAACAAAGAAUAUUUUUAAAAAUAAACGAUAAAUUAUUUACAUCAGUGGUUUUCAAGCUUUUUUGCUUGUGGCUCAAAUUUUUUUAGCUCAAAUUUUCAUAUUAUUACUGUGAAAAUUUUCAAAAAAAAAAGUGCAGCAUUUUCGAAAAAAUUUUUUUAUAAAUCUCAUUGAGAAAUUUUAUGUAGUGAAAUAUUUCUAAUACGAAUAAGUCAGUAAAUGACGUAGGGUAAAAUUUUUGCAAGAUUUCAAACUAAUUAGCAGUAUGCAGUUGUUUUAUUAGAAGAACGAUACUUCAUUGGUUCUCCGUAACAUUUAUACGAUAAAUUUUAAUGAUUUUAUUAUAACGAUUAAGUUGCACUAUAAAACAGUUUGCCGUUCUUAUUUGAUUCAAAGAUUGUUUCAAUAACAAUCCUGCUUAAAAUCAAAAAAAAACCUCGCAGCACGCAUACGUUCAUAAGCAGAACAUUUAGAAUGCUUUUCCUACAAUUUUUUUUUUUUUGGUUUUAUAAAUACAAUAAAUGACUUUCUAUUUAGCAAAAUUAAAAAAAAAAAAAUUGUUAAUAUAUUAUAGUUAAAUAAAUUUAUCUAAGAUUGUCAUAACAGAGAAAUUAUCCAUACUCAUUAUAAAUUUUUGUAAAAUUACUCAGUAAAAAGUUAUAAACCAUAAUUUUAGAAGGAAUUUUCCCAAUUUUAAACAAGUUCAAAAACAAUGUCGGACACGAUUUUAAUAAAUAUUAAUGCACAACUAACGCGAGAAAAUUAACGCAAGCGUUAGCAAUCUUGUUGCCUAGCAUUCUAGCUAUAAUUUUGUUUCGUGUGUGAGUGUUAACACAACGUAACGUAUCCCCAUUUACAAUGGCGCUAUAUGGGGAUAGCCCUUGUUGAGAAACAAGGCUUUUUACAAUAACUUAUCCUUGAAACAGCAAAAUUCGUAUUGUAUGUGAAAACUGACAUUCAAACUGUUUUUAAAAACUCUUUUUCUUUAAGCCCAUAUGGAAUCUGUAAAUAAACAGCUUUUUUUUACAAAACAUUAA